AUGCGUAAGUUCGAUAAGAUGAAACGUUCGGACUAUAACUCGUACACGGAUUGUCACAAGUUCUCUAAAAUCUUGAACUGGAAGUUAAGAAGGUCUAGUUUAUUAGGGAGGAAGUUAGACAUUAAUACUAUCGACGACGAUACGGUAGCAACUACGAAGAAGAAGAAAAGGAAGCUUCGCAAGCAGCCUACCGAUAGCAAAGAUAUUUAUAAAUACGCAAAAGAAAUACUCGUCGUAGCUGCCAAUUCGGUUGAUAGGAAGAACGAUUGGUUACCUUGCCAACUCCCAUGGGAGUGGUCCCAUGGGAGUGCCAAGAAUGGGACUAAGCAGUCCAGUCCGCUCCCAUGGGACUUUGAUGGGACUCCCAUGGGACUGUAA
Molecule: messenger RNA, 378 nt
Organism: Penicillium crustosum
Lineage: Eukaryota; Fungi; Ascomycota; Eurotiomycetes; Eurotiales; Aspergillaceae
Exons: 5
Coding region: 1-378 (125 amino acids)
Source: RefSeq, a predicted model, not a curated record